Molecule: messenger RNA, 352 nt
Organism: Amoebophrya sp. A25
Lineage: Eukaryota; Dinophyceae; Syndiniales; Amoebophryaceae
Source: the annotation of a GenBank genome assembly
AGCGACACAUGCCUGUUCGCAACGUGUUGACCACACGUUCUGACAGACAACAUGAUGUCUCUCCGUCUUUAGAAGCUGCUUUGCCGUACUCAUUCGUCGAAGAGCCAUUGCUUGACUGGCGUCCGAGCGUCCAACCUCGCAGUCCUCCUAGUGACACCUUCGUAGCUACUCCGCCUAGUACAACAGGUGGACGCACGCUUUCACUCGACUCGGGCGCCGCAACAUUACGCAGCGCCAACUCGAGAACAACACCUUCAUCUUCAACGAAUCUUCCUACAACUAGGACAGACCAGGAUAAUGACGCAGCGCUGCCGCGUGGGCAUAGCUUGCGCUUCUUCCUUCAGGAUCCGGG